Messenger RNA from Astrephomene gubernaculifera, 4078 nucleotides. The record is from the annotation of a GenBank genome assembly. NCBI's taxonomy places the organism in Eukaryota, Viridiplantae, Chlorophyta, Chlorophyceae, Chlamydomonadales, Astrephomenaceae.
GAAAGCAGUUUGCGAGGUAUCCAAUUAGCAACCGCAACGAAUUCCGUGCAUGGGAUAUUGACGCUGGCUUGUGGCUGGGGUCAGAAGCCUGAGCUUGCGAUCUAAGACACAUUGCAUUACAAUAUAUCUGUCGCCGAUUUACCAGAUUUCGUCUCACAAGGAGACCUCAGGCAUUCUAAAAGUCUGAGACCUAUGGAUAUUCGCUCUAAGCUUUUCAUGUUAUAGUUCAUACAUAUCAAAACAAUUCGAACAGCCUGUAACAUCUCCAUAGUUGGCUUGGGACAGUCCUAUGCUUUGCCUUCUGCUGCAGCUGAUCAGCGUAGUGGACGCCCAGUUUUGAGCAGCUGCAUGCGCCUUGCACGAUGAAGGUGGACUUCACCCUUAAGCGCUUUCCUAUCAACGGCCGCCUGAAGGAGCAGUGUGGGCUGCCCUUCAGCGCCGUGCUGCAGCCCUACCACAAGCUCAGCGAGAGGGAUGCGGCGGCGGGGGGCGCCUCGGAGGUGGCCAGCGAUGACAUCGCGCGCUGCAAACACUGCUACGCCUACGUGAACUGCUACUGCGCCUUCGACACCGCCGGCUGGGUGUGCUCGCUGUGCAACAAACACAACAGCCUCAAGCCGCAGCAGAUGAGGCGCUACCGUCUGGACCCCGCCCACCUGCAGCAGCUGCCCGAGGUGCGCUGCGAGGUGUUCGAGGCGCUGGCGGAGCACCCCGCGCACGUGCACCUGCCAGGGCAGCAGGACCAGGGUUUCGUGAGCGGCCCCGCGCCCACCGUGCUCGCGCUGGUUGACACCUCCGCGGGCGAGGAGUUCCUGGAGCUGGUGCGCAGCUCGCUGGAGGCGGCGCUGGAGGCGCUGCCGCCCGUCACACGCUUCGGACUCAUCACCAUGUCGCACCGGAUCGGGCUAUACGACGUGCGCGCCCCCGAGCCCUGUGUGCGCUACGUGCCGCUGUACGAGCCGGUCCUGCGCCCCGGCUCCUCGCCCGCCUCCUCCGCCGCCGCCAGCCCCGCAGUGGGCGCCCCGCUGGGUGAGGUGCUGCCGCUGAGUGCGCUGCUGGCGCCGGUGGGGGCGUACAAGGGGGCCAUCACGCGGGCGCUGGAGGAGCAGCUGCAGCCGGAGGAGGGCUUUGGUGACAGCAGCAGCGGUGGCGCUGAGGACCUGCCCUCCCCCCUCCCUGGCGCACCCCUACCGCACCACCACCCCUCCUCCGCCUCCUCGGCUGCUGCUGCUGCUGCCUCUCCGCCCGGUCAGGAAGCCGGCAUGAGCCGCUCAGCAGCAGCAGCCACCACCACCGCUGCCGCUGCUGCUGCUGCUCCUGCUCCUGCCGCCGCAGCGGGCGGUGCUCCUGCUGUUGCCGCUGCUGCCUCCCCCACUCGCCCGCUCGCCUCCCGGGGUGUGGGUCCGGCCCUGGUGGCGGUGCUGGACUACCUCAAGGUGCUGCAGCAGCCGCCCUUCCUGCCCCCCGCUGCUGUCCCCGGCUCCUCCUCCGGCACCACCACCACCGCGGCCGCUGCUGCGGGGGCUGACCACCUGCCCGCCAACCCCAGUCCGGUGAAGCUGCUGCUGUUCCUGGCAGGCCCCCCUGACUACGGCAUCGGUCGCCUGGUCAACCCUCGCCGUCGCAAGGCAGCAGCCGCAGCAUUCGCACGUGCACAGCUGGCAGCAGCCGCAGCGGCAGUGGCAGCUCAGGCCAACGGCAGUGGCAGCGGCAGCGCCGCAACGCCUCCCCAACCCCAACCCCACGCCGACGCUUCUGCCGUACCACCCCCUCCUCCUCCGCCUCCCUCCCUGCCUGCUCCCGAUCCUGACGCCUGGAUCCACGACGUGCCCUCCUCCUCGGUGGAGUUCUACCAGCAGGCUGCCGCCGCCUGCGCCUCCCUGGGUAUCAGUGUGGACCUGUUCGCGGUGUGCGGCGGGGCGCUGGGGCUGCGGCACCUGGAGCCGCUGGCGGGCAGCACCGGGGGCGCCAUGUACCUGUACCCCGCGGUGGAGGACAGCGCCAUGCCGCAGGACGUCUACCUGCGCCUGUCCGCCCCCGCCGCCUGGUGUGGCGAGGUGAGGCUGCGCACCAGCCCGCAGUUCCGAGUGGUGCGCCACUACGGCCGCCUGCUGCCCGACCCCACCAUUCCCGACCUGCACCACGUCAGCGCGGCGGACCCCAGCGAUGCGUUCGCGGUUGACUUUGACUUCACCUCGCCCUCGGGCUUCUCCGGCAGCGCUGCCAGCCUGCCGCCCACCCUGCAAAUCGCAUUCCGCUACACCGCCCUCGUAUGCGUCAAGAAGCAGCAGCAACCCCAGCCCCAGCAAGACCCGCAAGCAGCAGCUGCAGCGGCAGGGACAGGGACAGGGGCAGCAGCAGCCGGGGCAGGCGGCGGCGGGGAGGUUCGGGAGUACUGGCUUCAGCGGCGACUGAGGGUGGCAACGUACCGGGUCAACGUGGCCGCCACGGUUGCCGACGUGUACGCGCACACGCAGCCCGAGGCGGUGGUGACGCUGCUGAUGCACAAGAUCAUGCGCGCGGCGGAGGCGCAGGGCCCUCACGAGGCCCGGCUGCUGCUGCGGGACUGGCUGGUGCUGCUGGCGCUCAACUACCACAGGAACGCGCACCCCAACCUGACGCCCCAGCAGCUGGCAGCGGUGCCGGCUGACCUGCACUUCACGCAGGCCCCCCAGCUGGCCCCCCUGCCGCGGCUCGUGUACGCGCUGCUGCGCUCCCCCCUGCUGGCGCCCCCGCCCCUGCCACCGCCACCCCCGCCCUCCGAGGGGGCCUCACCCGAGGGCUCGCAUGAGGGGGGAGGUGGAGGUGGUGGCGGGCAGCACCCCGACCUUACGUCCUUCCUGCGCCACCUGUGGGGCGCACUGCCGCCCGGGGAGCUGGUGCGGGCGGUGUACCCCGUCAUGCAGUCCUACCACCACCCCGACCAGCUGGCGCUGCCCCGCCACUCGCUCAGCCGGGCCGCACUGGCGGGGCCGGAUGCGCCGCCCAUAUUCCUGCUGGACGCGUACAUCCUCAUACUGGUGUACUACACCUCCCGCUGCCCCCCCGAGCUGCCCUUCCCGCCGCCCCAGCAGUCCGCACUGCGCAAGGCGGUGGCGGCCAUACGCAGCGAGCGCCGCAUAACACCCAUGGUGAAGCUGCUGCGCGAGGGCAGUGAGGAGGCGGAGCUGUUCGACCAGCUGCUGCUGGACGAGCCGGUGGGACACUUCGACAACCAGCCGCCACCGCAGCAAGCGGAUGGAGAGGGCGGCAGUAGCGCCCCCGCAGCAAGCGUCGGCAGCAGCAGCAGCCGGGGUGGAAGCGGUGGCGGUGGCGGUGGUGGUGGUAGCAGUGGUUUUGGUUUGGUUCAGUUCCUGGAGCAUGUACAAGGGGAGGCGGCGCUGCAGCUGAGGCAUGAGGCGGCGUUGGCAGCACAGCAGCGUUAGGGGCGUCUUUGUCAUCCGGGGGCAUGUAGGUGGGUGCGUGCAGCGCGGCGGAGUUGUAACGACGUCACCCGUGACCCGUUGAUGCGGUUGCCGGUGUCGCUGCUGCAGCGGCCAUCGGUACGGCCGCUGCCCGGGUGUGUACUUGUAAUGGGAGUGGGAGCGGAAGGUGUGGGGCUGCUGAGCGGCUCUGGGAGUGCUGAGGCGGGUUUGGUGUGAUCGGUUGCGAUCAACUUUUUUGGAGGCUGGGUUGUGUACGACAAGAGUAGCAUGGGUACGUGUCCCAAUGUACGGCCCCGUGCAUGGGUACGGCAAGCCUGGUAGCGUGGUGGGCAGCACGAGAUGGGGGGAAAAAAGAAAUUCCAAAGUGUGGUAUGAUAAUGAUACGAGAUGGGGCGGGGUGCAUGGGAGGGAGUGAGAGAGGCAGCCGUGUGCUCCUGCUGAAAGGAGGGAUGUGCGCGCAUGACGUCUUCGACCAGCUUUGUUCGGUUUGGCACCGGCGUGGUUUGCGGCUGGGGCUUUGGAGGUUGCAACAAGGAAGGAGGAAGGAGCUGGCUAUAUACUCGCGUCGCAUGGUACAUGAUGCUUGGCUGCGGACAUAAGGUGGCCUGAAAGUGGCAGCCGUGAAGGGGUCCGAAGGACAGUACAGCAGGGGG